Messenger RNA from Papilio xuthus (Asian swallowtail), 1658 nucleotides. RefSeq lists its product as uncharacterized. Bases 122 to 1018 code for a protein of 298 amino acids. The transcript has 5 exons. Gene Ontology annotation, biological process: negative regulation of amyloid precursor protein biosynthetic process. Gene Ontology annotation, cellular component: extracellular exosome; Golgi apparatus; plasma membrane. NCBI's taxonomy places the organism in Eukaryota, Metazoa, Arthropoda, Insecta, Lepidoptera, Papilionidae. Gene Ontology annotation, molecular function: amyloid-beta binding. The record is from RefSeq and is a predicted model, not a curated record.
CGUCAAAAUCUUGAGCUAACUUCAUACUUCGAGCGGUAUUGAUUGAAGUGGUUUCUGCGCUGUGUGAUAAUUACGGUAUCAUAAAUAAUUCUUUUCAAGAAAAAAUACAAAAAUAAUAACCAUGACUGUAUUUCCAAAGGGUUGUAUAAUACUAAAUCAAACUGAUAUCGGCAAACUACAGUUGGUUGAAGAAGUUGCCUGUCCCGAGGCUAAAGUAGCGGUGCCGCCGCUAUCGGAGUCACCCGAGCCGCGGCGGUACCGGGUGCCCGGGCCGCUGCGCCGCUUUGCGGUCAUGAUAUUCCACUUAGUAAACAUAUCCAUGCUGGUCCUCAUGUUUGUGGCCAUGAGCGUACUCAUCUAUCGCCAGUUCGUUAAGACCACUUCCGUGCGCCGUUACCAGGGAUACUGCACUAUCCCCAUCGAUUUCAAGAAUCAGGGGCGCCUGAUUGAGAAAAAUUUCCGCGUGAUGCCGCUGCGCUGGUCGUCGGAACCCGAGCUGCACGUGGUGAGCACCAGCGACGCGGCCACCGCCGAGCAACUCCUCAGCGUGCUGCGUGAGGAGCUCGACAUCGACCGCGACGGCAUGACCGAGAAGAUCUCCGUCUACAACAACGGACACCAAGUCAACUUCAUACACGACUUCACCAACAACUUCACCAACAUCGUGGACGAGGAGCGCUGCUUCAUCACGGACCUGGACCUGGAGUCGGUGCUGGUGCCGGACGCGUUCAUCGCCAGCAUCGAGAGCGGCGGCGAGUUCGACGUGACGCGCGUGCGUUCCGGCCUGCGCGCCAUGCUGCCCGCGCUGCACGACCUCUCCGCGCUGCCCGGCCUGCCCGCCGCCUGCCGCACCCGCCCCACCUACCGCCUGCAGCAGGACCACACCCGUCUCGUUCACAAGCGCGCGGUGGACGCCAAGCCUCACGACUACGUGCACUUCUCGGGGAAGCACGUCCACGAGAUGGACAUCGGCAACUUGGCGCAGCUGCUGCAGCACGAGCAGAACAACACCGCAUAAACAAACAUCAUCUUACCUUUCAUCUCUGAAACUAGGAUUUCAAUCGAUGUUCGCUAUCGUACUCUUAUACUAUCCUCUAAAUGUCUAUUGUUAAUGUUAUAUAGUUGUGUAGACGAGUGUUGUGAAGCCAACAGUUGGUUGUGCAGCAUCACGCCUGCACCAUGCCUGCACCAUGCCUGCACCACAUCUGCGCUCCGCAACAUCUCAUUGGAUAUUUGUAUUGUUGCAUACAAAUAUGAUGAACAAUUGCCAAAGAUACAAACCACCGAUACUAAAAAAUAACGGAUUGUUCUAAAUGAAAAUUAUACUAAAUUAUAUUCGUCCGUUUAGCCAAUUAGAGUAGGAACUUGACAUUCCCAAAUUGUCUCUCUCUUUUCUCCACUCAAGUGGUUAUUAUAUAUAUGUGUGUGUAGGAUAAACAUAUUCUAUAUAUUUUAUUCUUAUUCAUUUUUGAUUCUGAAUUGUUUUUUCUUUUGAGAAAGUAUAUAACAGUAAAUUAUCGAUCUUUGUCUAACAAACAUAAAUACAAUGACUGAGUUGUUUGUUAAAUUCUCAACAUAUUAUAUUUGUUUAUUUGAAUUUUUGAUCUCAAAUUAGUGUCGCAGAUUUGCGAGAGAUGUACGUGUUGUAAUUUUAGCCU